This is a messenger RNA of Penicillium macrosclerotiorum, 2790 nucleotides long. RefSeq names its product pentatricopeptide repeat protein. NCBI's taxonomy places the organism in Eukaryota, Fungi, Ascomycota, Eurotiomycetes, Eurotiales, Aspergillaceae. Gene Ontology annotation, molecular function: protein binding. Bases 1 to 2790 code for a protein of 929 amino acids. The transcript has a single exon. The record is from RefSeq and is a predicted model, not a curated record.
AUGUUCGCCAAAGCCGCAAAUUCGACUCCGGCCGUGCCCUCACGCAAUGCACUUCGAGUUCUUCGGCAGUUGGCCUUCGCUGGGUCAACAGUAGGCAGCUUCUGCACCCUGGCAGUUAUCACCUACGAUUCCCACCGCCGAGUCCGCGUCGCCGAGCAGAUCAUCGAGAACAAGCGCAUCUUGCACACGUCAGCUCCAAACUACGAUGCAACAGCUUCUGCUCAACGCCUGGCCACAAUGAUGGAGGCAGCAGAAGCGGGGGAGUUCAUGGGUCUAGCGUCUUUAAAGGACCGAAAACCGCGGCGGGCUGGGGAUGCGGAGGUGCCUCUUACCGAAAACACCAACCCAACCGAUCCAUUGCGGCCACGAGCCCGCAGCCUACCGAAAUGGGCACAAUCUGGGCCACGAGAAUUAUCGGCUCGGAGGACCCCGGACCGCCUUGAUGAGAUAGCUGCUCGUGCUCGAAACCGAGUGGCCCUUGCUCGAGAGGCGAAGGAGGCUUCGGAGGCACGCGCAGCGGGAGACAUUCCACUCGAGGAUAAGGUGUGCGACUUGCUCAAGGAGGACCGUGAAAUUGAGGCUGCCACUCUCUUUAUAAAACAUACACAGCCAGAAACCGAUGAACGGGUUCCAGUCUCAUUGGAACGGCAAGAUCUUAUGCGUACCCUUUUCGUCGCUAAUUGUGUGAAGGGAAACAUCUUCUUGGCCCGGGCUCUUUUCGAACAUAUGGAAAAAGUGAGCGAAGUAGAUGAAGAAAUUUGGAGCACUAUGAUGCACCUGCUCGCGAAGGAAGGACAUAUCGAAUCCGUCGGUGCUAUUUUCGAAAGACAUCAGGCUAAAUUCACCGUUCCGAACUACAUGCUCGAAGUUGUUCUCCGAUGUUUGCUCGAGUCGAGGAGAUUGAGUGGUGCUAAGUUCUUAUUCUAUGCUCGAAUCAAACACGACGCGGGCGGUGGUCUCUGUGGCACUUACCUCGAUGGUUUGUGGAAGAAAACUCGCAAGAUCGAUCUGAUCAACGCUGAAUUCCAUCAAAUACUAAGCGCACUGGAAGAAUUGGAGCUGCGACCUACUGAGAAGAUUUUCAACCCCUUGGUCAAAGCUUAUACGGAGGCUGGAAAUUUCGAAGAGGCCGAAGCCUUGGUUGCUGAUAUGGCGGCAAAAUUUGGAGUCAAGCCUGGAUGCCGUACGUUUGGGCUCCUUGUAUACAGCAGGGCUCUGACAUGCGAUUGGGAGGCUGUCAUGAAUGGACUGCAUGAAAUGCAUGAACUGGGCUUCACGACUGAUCAUAGACAAUUCGCUCGAGUCUUUGACCGUGUUUUGCUCGAAUAUUACCCAGUUCACUCUGGUCCGCAGAUUCUUGAUUUCGUGAUGACCUGUCUCAAUCAGUUCAACAUACGACCUGAUCGCGUUUUACAUCGACAUAUUCUUGAAGCCCUCAUCGAACGAGGCGACCCAUCUGCCAUUAGCCAAAUCACCCGAUUGGCUGAAGAGCACAAAUGGAAUACUGGCUUUGACCAGCAUGACUUGAUCAGAACCCUGGAGGCUCGCCGGAUAUCUAUGCAAGGUACACCCGUGGGAUUCUGGCGGAUGCUGCAAGCAGCCAAGAAACAGUAUGGAAUGGCGACCAGCAGUCGGCGUCUCAUGGGACAUAGCGCAGAUUACUAUUCCUUGGAAGAUGGGGCGCUGCGGCCGAAUCGCAAGGCUAGUGAAACUUACCCUCAGACCGUGAACAGGCUUGUGGACAAAAGAAAAUCAAUGGCUGUCCACAUGCCAUUACACAAACGACAAGAGCACUACAUCCAUGCCGGAAAAUUUACCAAGGCUAUUAAGGAUUUUAACAAGGCAAAUAAAUCUGGGCACCACAUCAAAGCGAUUCACAUUAAGUUAGCUGUCAUCGCAAAGAUUCUCAACAACGGCCUGGGAAGCCUGGAAGACGCACAGAAGACAAUCAAGGACGAAUGGCACUACUGGUCCAGAGUUCCUACGAUCCAAAAUAACCCACGCUUCCCUCAAUUUGUUCCGAUUUUUUUCCAACAGAUUUUGCAGAUUGAAAGAAACAGCAUUCGCGAGGCGGCCCUGCUCAAGAUGGCAUUGUUCGAAUUCUACAAUAUCUGCGACGAUGCAUCUCAUCUUAAUGUCAAAAAUCACGCUGCUGUGUCCUUGGCGCGGAAUUUGAUCUCCCAGAGACGUCCCAGGAUCGCAAGCCAAGUUCUUAUGGCACUCUAUCAAUCCAAGUGGCGAAAGAUCUAUGACUUUGACCAAGUGCUCAUUAAGAUACUUCUCCGUGCUUUCGCCAAUUUUGGUGAUGCCAGAGGCGUUUGGUGGUGUCUACUCACCGUAAUUUCUCGAAAGGAGAUUGUUCUUCCUGAGUUUGUUGUCGAGGCAAAACGCCUGAUGCCUACGCUGGAGGGGAAGCUGCACGAUCAAUCUCCAGGGUCCGAGCACUCGCAUAACCUGGCCGUCUUAAGAAAAGUCUUAAUUGUUCUGGAACAGAAGGCUUCCGGUCUCGGAAACUGGGCGACUAUCCAUUCGGCUCCUGAUCUCAAAGCACAAGGCCGAGCCAAACCUGCUUCCCGGUCAUUAAAAGAGCAGAAGCUUUUACCGUCCGCGUCUGUCGCAGAAGUGGCGAGGAGCUUUGACGAGGAGAUGGAAAUGGAUUUCUUGGUGUCCCGCAAGCCAGUUCAGCGGAGUGCAUUGGGAAGAAUUUGGGACGAGCACCGCAUGGUGACGGCGUCCCGCCUGCAGCCCGAGGAUCCUCAAUACCCCCAUGCGAGAUCCGAGGCGCAAUAG